CUCUAUCUCCCGUCCUCAAUUGAGCGCUACGGGAUGAACACUGACUUAUUCCAGUCCAUCCCAGAGUCCUCUGUUCUGAUUGCCAGCUCCUCGGUCCAGAAAUGAAGAGAACCCGCGUCGCCCGCGUUCCUACGGCGCUGCUGCGUCGAGCCGGUGCGCGGCAGUCUACCCUUGUCCAGUCCACACCGCUGAUAUCAAGGCUGUCCGUCCCCUCAAUACAUCAAGAACAACGGCGCCGACAUGCCAGCUCCAUCUCUCAGCGCCCCGACUCCAAGCACGUCAUGUUCCCCGGCGCCGUCAAGUCGGCCUUCACCAACACCAUGACCUUCGAGCAGCCGUCGACCUAUCCGGCACUGCCGACGUACCGGGCUGUCGACCAGAAUGGCGUCGUCGUAGACCCGAGCUUUGUCCCGGACCUCAGCGACGAGGAGGUGGUCAAGUUGUAUCGCGACAUGCUGACCGUGUCCAUCAUGGACGUGAUCAUGUUCGACGCCCAGCGCCAGGGCCGUCUGAGCUUCUACAUGGUGUCGGCGGGCGAGGAGGCCGUGUCGGUCGGAACAGCAUCGGCGUUGAGGAAGGAAGACGUCGUGUUCUGCCAGUACCGUGAGCAGGGCGUCUUUAGACAGCGUGGGUUCACUCUGGCGGAUUUCAUGAACCAGCUGUUCGCGAACAAAAAAGAUCCGGGAAAGGGGAGGAACAUGCCGGUGCAUUACGGGAGUCGGGAGCUAAAUAUCCACACUAUCUCCUCACCGCUGGCGACACAGCUGCCGCAGGCUUCCGGGGCUGCGUAUGCGCUCAAGAUCCAACGGAUGCAGGACCCUACCAUACCGCCGCGGGUAGUUGCGGCAUAUUUUGGUGAAGGCGCGGCCAGCGAGGGCGACUUCCACGCUGCGCUGAACAUCGCCGCCACUAGAGCCUGCCCAGUCGUCUUCAUCUGUCGCAAUAACGGCUAUGCCAUUUCCACGCCAACGCUAGAACAGUACCGCGGCGACGGUAUUGCCAGCCGCGGUUUGGGCUACGGGAUCGAGACGAUCCGGGUGGACGGCAACGACUUUUGGGCGGUCCGCGAGGUCAUGAAGAGGGCGCGCGAGCUGGCGCUGCAGGACGGAGGCAAGCCCGUCCUCAUCGAGGCUAUGACCUACCGCGUCAGCCACCACAGCACAUCGGACGACUCCUUCGCGUACCGCGCCAAGGUGGAAGUGGAGGACUGGAAGCGGCGCGACAACCCAAUUGCGAGGCUGCGCAAGUGGAUGGAGGCCAAGGGCUGCUGGGACGAGAACAAGGAGAAGGAGGCGCGCGAGAGCAUCAGGCGGGAGGUGCUCAAGGCCUUCUCUGAAGCGGAACGCGAAAAGAAGCCUCCUAUCCGGACUAUGUUUGAGGAUGUGUAUGAGGAGCUGACACCGGACCUGAGGCAGCAGAUGGAGGAGUUGAAGAGCCAAUUAGAGAGAUACCCUGAUGAGUAUGACCUUGGCGAAUUUGAGGGCGGGCGUGAUAGUCUAGAUAAACAGGAGUGAGUAAGCCAGUGGAAAUCAUCAAUAUAUCUGAUUUGG
Parathielavia appendiculata is the source of this 1550-nucleotide messenger RNA. Its product is annotated as thiamine diphosphate-binding protein. Lineage: Eukaryota; Fungi; Ascomycota; Sordariomycetes; Sordariales; Chaetomiaceae. The transcript has 2 exons. The record is from RefSeq and is a predicted model, not a curated record. Gene Ontology annotation, molecular function: oxidoreductase activity, acting on the aldehyde or oxo group of donors, disulfide as acceptor. Gene Ontology annotation, biological process: branched-chain amino acid catabolic process. The coding region runs from base 102 to 1514 and encodes 470 amino acids.